Aspergillus terreus NIH2624 is the source of this 1509-nucleotide messenger RNA. Its product is annotated as putative MFS sugar transporter. Gene Ontology annotation, molecular function: carbohydrate:proton symporter activity. Gene Ontology annotation, cellular component: membrane. Gene Ontology annotation, biological process: carbohydrate transport; transmembrane transport. The transcript is spliced from 4 exons. The record is from RefSeq and is a predicted model, not a curated record. NCBI's taxonomy places the organism in Eukaryota, Fungi, Ascomycota, Eurotiomycetes, Eurotiales, Aspergillaceae. Bases 1 to 1509 code for a protein of 502 amino acids.
AUGGGGUAUGCAACAGUCUGGAGGCGGUUAUCCCCACGCCAACUCAAUGUUAUGAUUCAGGCUUUCUCUCUCGUUUGCAUAUUCUUCGAGGGAUAUGAUCAAGGUGUAAUGGGAGGCGUCAACAGCUCUCCAAGAUACGUUACAGAGGUUGGAAUUGGCGCACCGGAUGGCACAGUAACCGACACCACCCAUCAGGGCGGCAUUGUGAGUAUCUACUACCUCGGAUGCAUUUUCGGUUGCUUUGGAGGUGGCUGGCUAGCCGAUCGGUUGGGCCGGAUCAAUGGCCUCUUGAUCGGAGCCUUGUUUGCGCUCGUCGGAGGUGCUUUGCAGGCCGCAGCUCAGAGUUCAGACUUCAUGCUCGUCGCCAGGGUGGUGACAGGCGUUGGCACUGGUGGGAUCUCCGUCGCAUACUGGCUGUCAUUUGGCCUUGCCUUCAUCAAUCAUGGCUAUUCAGAUGUUCGCUGGCGCUUUUUGUUGGCGUUUCAGUGUAUCCCCGCCCUCAUCCUGCUGCUAUUCAUUAAGAUGCUGCCAGACAGCCCGCGUUUCCUUGCGUCUGUCGGUCGUUAUGACGAAGCUCGGGAGGUCCUUAACAAGAUCCGUUGCGAUAGAGCCGGCCAAGCAGAGAUUGACCUCGAAUAUAAAGAUAUCAUUGCGACAGCACAAGAAGGCAACCCAAGCUCGCCCCUUCAGUUUGCCAAAAUCUUGGUCGGCAAAGGAGGGAAGCCCGGCGCCAACCUGGGCCGACGCGCCUGGCUGUGUGUAUGGCUCCAGAUUAUGGCAUCUUGGACUGGAAUCACAGCCGUUACGGCAUAUUCUCCCGUUCUGCUUAGCCAAGCUGGCUACAGCGAGCUAACCCAGAACGGCCUUGCCGGGGGUUUGAACACGAUCGGUAUUGUGGGCACGAUCAUCAGUGCGCAGAUCGUAGAUCAGAUCGGGAGGAGAAAAUGUUUGAUGCUUGGCUCCGUCAUUUUGUUCCUCGUCGAGCUUGUAGCAGGAUCUGUCUACGAGGCGUCCCUUCACCAGCCGGAUAAAGCUGAUCAGUUCGCCCCCGCUGCUGUUGCGAUGCUGUUCCUGUUCAACCUCGGAUAUGCAGCGACCUGGGGAACCGUCGCUUUCUUGAUCCCGACCGAGAUCUUCCCUUCCGACCUCCGGGCCCAAGGAAAUGGCUUUGGUAUCACCGGCUGGGCUGUUGGUGUUGGAAUGACCACACUGGUCAACCCGAUAAUGUUUGGAAGCAUCGGAAGUCGCAGCUACUUCCUCCUCGCUGGGUUGAACCUUCUGUGGGUCCCCAUUAUCUACCUUUUCUACCCAGAGACUCGUAAUCGGACUCUGGAGUCCAUUGACUAUCUGUUCUCGGUUUCGAGUCCUUUCUAUUGGGACAUGGAGAGGGCUUACCGGCUGUGCAUGGAUACGAAAGUGGAAAACUGUAUCGACGAGCAGGCUAUAAAAUCUUCGGCCCACGAUGAAGCCCAGCAGGAGUUUCACGAGACCAUUCAGAUUGGAGUGUAA